Messenger RNA from Aethina tumida (small hive beetle), 1588 nucleotides. Its product is annotated as phenoloxidase-activating enzyme 1. The coding region runs from base 111 to 1475 and encodes 454 amino acids. NCBI's taxonomy places the organism in Eukaryota, Metazoa, Arthropoda, Insecta, Coleoptera, Nitidulidae. The transcript is spliced from 6 exons. Gene Ontology annotation, biological process: proteolysis. The record is from RefSeq and is a predicted model, not a curated record. Gene Ontology annotation, molecular function: serine-type endopeptidase activity.
UCGAAAUUGCCUGAUUUUUCAUACGUCAUGAGUAGUGUAAUAAACUCCUGAACGAUGGAUAAAUUCUUCAUUCCGAUUUCGGUGCUCGAUUCACCAUCACCUGCUUGAGUAUGGGUGUGAAAUUCCGGUGUCAGUUGUUUGUGGUCAGUUUAUGUUUUGCGAUUAGUUUUGUAGAUAUUAGCGCAACAAAUAUAAAAUGCAUUCCGUUGAAGGACUGUCCAAUGGCCAUGACAUUAGUGAGGACGAAGAAAUACGCACCGGAAACAAUCGAAUUUUUAAAGACCAGUCACUGUGGGAUUCGGGGAUCGGAACCUAUGGUGUUUUGUCCAACUUUUAGGGGCUGCAGUAACAAAUAUGUACAAAAUGGAACAUGUGCGCACGUUCAUAAUUGUAAGCCAAUACAAAGAGCGAUUCGAGAAAUAGACGAACAUGACGUCUGGACUUACUUAGAAGGUAGGCGUUGUUACACGGAUGAUUAUGAAUUCAGAGUGUGCUGUCCUCAAGAAGAUGUUCAAGAUAGAAUAUUCGACGACGACAACUUUAUCUUCGACAAUCCACCACCUUCUCGAACCCUCGAACCACCGAAAGAAACACCGUCAUCACCACCAUCACCUCCGACAACUUCCUCACCACCAAGACGGAAUACACCCAGGACUGACAACAGUAUUUUAAACCUCAGUAGUGGACAAUGUGGUGUGCAUAUCUCAGAAAAUAAUAGAAUUACAGGAGGAAGUUCGACUGAAUUGGGAGAGUUUCCCUGGAUGGCCAUUUUGGUCUAUGUUUCCAAAAGUGGCAUGAAGAAUGGCUGUGGAGGAUCAUUGAUUAAUUCUAAAUAUAUUGUCACUGCUGGUCAUUGUUUGGACAAAGAAGUUCUGAGGCAAUUUCAACUACAAAGGCUCGAUCAUGUAAUUCUGGGAGAAUACGAUACGAAUAACGAAACAGAUUGUAUUUUUGGAGGGUGUUCAGAUCCUCCAAUUCAAUAUUUCAUAGAAUCUUUUAAAGUUCAUCCCAAAUUUAAAAUUCGAAAUCCACAAAAUGACAUAGGAUUAAUACGAUUGUCAACUUCUGUCACCUUUUCAGAUUAUAUUAAACCAAUUUGUUUACCAAACAGAGAUUUCACACUCCAAGGCAAUGAAACAUUUGAUAUCGCUGGUUGGGGACAAACGCUGACCGCUCUAUCUAGUUCCGUGAAACUUAAGGCUAGAAUAAAAUACGCAUCUCCAGAGGAAUGCAAACAACUGAACAAAAAACUUGUGUGGAACAAGAGUCAAGUUUGUGCAGGUGGAACAAACGGCAAAGACACGUGUAAAGGUGACUCGGGUGGACCUUUAAUGUUGGGUCAGAUCUAUGGUUCGGAAUAUAUUUAUCUGCUUGUCGGAAUUACAUCCUUCGGUUUGGGUCCAUGUGGAACUAGACCUUCGGUUUAUACGUAUCUACCACCGUAUGUUGAUUGGAUUCAACAGAACAUUAAAUAAAAGCAACCAUGACAAUAAGAUUAAAUCAAUUUAAUCCAUAAAGUCUGUGGAUAUUUUAGUCAAGUGUAAAUACCAUGUAUUAUAUAUUUUACUUUAAAGUAUUUUAAUGUGUA